GAGGGCCGUGCCCCCCGCGGCGCCUGGCAGGGGCUUGGGCUGCCGAGAACAUAGUUGGGGUGCGGGGAGGAGGAAACAAUGGAAACUUCCUGGCCUGGGCGCCGGCACGGGGCCGGUCUUUCGGCAAAUAACUCCCGGAGCUGGGCUUCCUUCGCUCGUGUUGUCUCAGGCCACGCUGAACCCGUGUGCGUGUCGGUGUAACGCUGAGGGCUGGCGUCCUCCGAACAGCCGCGGGACGGUGGGCUUCUCCGGUUUUGGUCAGUUGGAUUUUAACCCAGGUCAGAUAAGACACGCAAAACGCGGCACCCCUUCCCUUCCCGUCCUACCCUUCUUGCAAAGGGCACAGCGUGGCAUCCUGCUCGUUGGUUUGUGGUGGUAUGCCCGGGUCUAAGAGGCAAGGAGGUUAGGCGAGGCCGCGGCAACCUAAUUGACGAGUCCUGAGGACUGAACCCUUGCCGUGUCAGUGGGAAACGCUGAGGCUAAGCUAUCUAGGAAGCGGCACGUACCCAGGUCUCUUUGUGCGCAGCCCUCUCCCUAGGUCUAGGAGGUUCCUUUGCCUGCGGCCCCAGCAUGCUUUCUUCUUACAUGUCAGAGGGCAGGCUGGGGGAUAAGGAAGAGCGGGGCAACGGGUGUGUGUGAAAGAUAAGGAAAGCACUUUAACACUUUCCAGACAUCACUGUAAGUUAGGGCAGCAGAAAGAAAAUACUUCACCUGCCCUUUCAAAUUGCACGGUGCAGUUGAGAAAAGCACGGAUUGUGCUAAGAAACAAAGGUUUGCCUUGUGUUUGUGGAAGAGGAGAGCCCAGACAGCUUGGGCACAGGUGCCAGGAACUGAAAGUUAACUAGAAACGAGCAUCAGCUUCCCAUCCCGGACCAGAGACCAAAGCCACUUUGACAGGGGCACAUGCAUCCUCCCUGCCCGGGCAAGCCGCUGGACCAUCUCUUGCCAUGAGUUCACUGCCUGGCACUGCAGCGUGCCGUUGCUCCUGCUGUCAGGCUCCCAAAACAAUGCCCGCAGCACACAGCUAACGACAUUCCUGCAUGCAAAACAACCUCGGGUGACGAGGGAAGCAGUGCUAACCGCUCGGUGUGGGUAGCAGGUGGAGAAUGCGAGUGCCGAUGCCUCUGAAAGUAUGACCUCACUGCCAAAACAGGUAUACGCUGUCUUUUCCUUGCUGUCUAUGUGAAGACUGAGUAGCUGUCAUCGCUGCCUGCCAUCACACAUGAGGAAGGAUUGGGAUUCACAGUUGCUUACAUUUGAGGAAGAUGACCCACCAGAACCACUUGAGCUAGCAGUUAAACAAGUUGUUAGUGUUGUAAAGUCAGCUCAAGAGAAGGUGGUUUCUUGUAAUGUCGUGGGAGAUUCUGUUAAAUUUGUUGUCACUGUCUCACAUACUUCGCCAGCAGCUGCGGAAGGUCAGUCGUACAGUGUGAAACUGUCUCCACUUCACUUGCAGCUUCAGCUCUAUGUGAAAGACAAAGGAGAAGAUAUCAAAGUUGAGUGGUUCCUCAUUAACACCAAUGAAACCAACUUUGAAAUCCAGCCAACAGUGCAGGAGGGACAGACAGCAGGGACAAGUGCAAUAUCUGAAACGCUCAGAGAUGUUUUGAAGAGCCUCUUUAGCUCAGUUUCUCCAUCUGUAGUGUUGAGUACGAGGCCUACAGAUAUAAAGGAGGUUCAGAAUGUACAGAACAUAAGCCUUCUCCCUCAGGGCACUAGUCCACCUAAACCUCCAAGGGCUCAUGAACUCAGACUGCUGGUGAAGAACAUCGCAGUAAACCUAACUGAUCACAGUGCUGCAGGCAGCACAAACCUUGCAUGUAUAGUUCAGUUGAAUGACCCUAUGCAGAAGUUUUCCAGCUCUGUAGCCAAAAAUGCUGCAAAUCCCUUUUGGAAGGAAGAGUUUAUCUUUGAACUAAGUGCCAAAUCAAAAGCAUUGCAACUGCAAAUAGUAGAAGAUGGAAAGUUGGAUAGUCCCUUGUCCGCAAAGGUGACUGUACCUCUAGACUUGUUCAGGAAACAACCUUCUGGCCAGCAAAGCUUUGCACUGAACAGCAGCACCAGUGAGAGCAGCCCAGAGCCGGGGCCCGGACUGGGAUCCAUUAGUGCAGAGUUCUCUUUCAUAGAAGCCAGUGAAUUAAAGACGUGGCAAGUCUCUUCUCCAGUGCCAGCUACUAAGAUAGAAAAGGAUCGCACUGUGAUGCCCUGUGGGACUGUGGUCACUACUGUAACUGCUGUGAAAACCAAACCUCGUCUAGAAGGGAGAUCAUCUCCACUGAGCACAGAUUCUCCUGUGAAAACUCCAGUUAAAGUAAAGGUGAUUGAAAAGGAUUUCUCUGUUCAAGCUAUCCAUUCUCAUGGUGCUCCAGUCAGCAAAACUUUAUCGUCUUCAGAUACAGAACUGCUGGUACUGAAUGGCACCGAUCCUGUUGCAGAAGCAGCCAUUCGGCAGUUAAGUGAGUCUGCAAAGCAGAAGUUGAAGUCUCCUAGAAAGAAAAGCACCAUUAUCAUAUCAGGGGUGUCCAAGACCUCUUUAUCUCAGGACAGUGAAGCUGCACUGAUGAUGGACUAUGCUGCAGCCAUGGAUAGCUCCUGCAAAGAAGUAGAUCCGCCCGCUGUGGAGGAAGCUGUUGCAAAAGUCACCUCUGAUGAAAAGCUAUCAUUAGGUGCUUCAGAAACAGUACCUGAUACUGACCCACAGCAAAGUGCCCAUAAGGCUUGGGGUUUGGAGAAUGGCAGCCAACAGUGGGACACCAACACUCUCUUAGACCAGACCUGUGAAGAAAUAUCUGGGAGCUCAUUAAGUGUUUCAGAAACUGGGAGCAUGAAAAAAUCUAAAGGUGGGAUUUUGAAAAAAAGCGCGAAGCUCUUUUUCCGCCGGCGACAUCAUCAGAAGGAUCCAGGAAUGAGUCAAUCGCACAACGAUCUUGUCUACCUGCAGCAGCCACUGUCAGAGGAAACGCGCAAGAAGGGAGGCACACUUUCACGUAUUCUGAGCAGAAAACUCCUUUCCAAAAACAAAAGCAAGAACAAACUGAAUGGUGCUUCGGCAGAACCAUAUGUGUAAGACUGAACACUCUCUGAUGGGAUACUUGCACAUCAGUUGACCAUUUGUUUACAGAGCAGUACUAGAGAAUACAAAUACAAAUGAUGACUUGCAUAAAAUGAUGUUCACUAAUACAGUGGUCCAGGAAUAAAGAGAAAGCUUGUCUUUUUUGUUUAUUUUUCCAGAACGCUUUUUCUCUCUGAUUAGAAAGCUGCUCCUCCAAAUACAAGCAGUACUAAUUGUAUCGUGACGGCUUUUGGAGGACCAUGUGGUUUAUUGUAGAAGAUGAGGGAGGGUGGGGAAUGGUGCAGGUGGGGAGGACCUGCAUGUAAGCACCUAGUUUACAUUAAUGGGGAACUAAGAACUGAAACAUCAUACCUGCUAUAUGACUGAACCACUAAAAAGAGAGAAGAUACCACUGUGCUUCCUUACUGCAGCCUGGAAUAGUAGCAAUGCAAGUCUCAACUUGAUUUUCUAGUCAGGCUGAAAGGGAAAAGAGAGACCCAGAUCCAGUUUGUAUUGUAAUUUGGAAACGGGUAAGUUUUCAGAAGCAGAACUAAAAUGCUUAUUAAGAUAGCCUACUGUAGUAACUGUAGCCUGCUGUAAUAACUGCUCAGUCCAUGUAGGUGGAGAGAUGCCUUUGAUAUUAGCCAUAAAUCAAUAAAUUAUGCAAAUACUUAUACUAGCAUAUUGUUUAAUGUUCUGUGCAUAAGUUAUGCUUAAAAAAACAGAACUUUUUUUAAAGUCUACUUGAGUCUACUCACAAACAAAACAUUUACAAAUUCUUAUAUGUAGCUUUUCUUCCCUGUGUGAGAAGCUGCGUUGCUAAUGCAAAAACCUAUCUUAGGGGCUCUAAUUCCUUCUCCCAAGUACUUGUUAGACAAGUAUAUUAGCCAUCAUAUCAAAUGCAAAGCUAGGAGCAAUAAGUGAUGAAUAGAUAUAUUUAACCCUAUAAUGCUUUUCAUUAGACAGCUUGUUUUACUUGCCAAACACUUACCACCGAGAUCUUAGAAAACACAGUUGCGAAGAGAGCUUUCUAAAAAAUAAUAACAAUUCCCUUAGUCAUCUUUCAGUUUCUGGAUCUACCAGUGUUGUCAUGUGGUGAGUGGUUGGUUGGGUGAGGUUUUUAACUUUUUUUUCCUCAUUAAAUAUUGCAGCUGGCUCCUUUAAAUUAAAAGGAAAAACUGAUGAAAGUAAAGACAUAGUUUUGGCUUGUUUUGGCUAUUAAGAGUAAAAUGUCAGUCAGUAUUUCACAGGUACCAUCUUUCAUGCAUACCUGUACUUUUCCAUCAUCUACAUUCCUACUGAGGACAAAGGACCAAGCCUGUUCUCUUUAGCCAAGAAAAACAUCCAUUCCAUCUAAAUUACUGACAUGAAUGGAUGAUAGAUUUGUGCCUGCUUUGCCAACAGUGAUUUCCCCCACCCCCCUUUCCUCCCCUUAAGACAUUCUACACUUUGGCAGAUACUUGGGCUUUCAACUUAAACCAUUCUUCAAAAAUAGAAAGUCACUGAAGAAGAGAAACACAUUCCAAAAGUUCUGAUGGACUCUAGCUUCCUUGGUAAAUGCUUUUACAAAGAAUAUAAAAGUAGAGGCGUUUUGGCUUCUUUUUUACCAAGAAAAUAUUAGAAGAAAGAAACUGUCAAAGUCUUUUAACUGAGCCUACUGUUUAAAAUGACUGUUUAUGUGGAACCUACUAAAAUCACUGUGGCAGUACAGCAGUCCAGACUAUCAAAUAGUUGUAUGUUUAAGCAUGCUGCUUAUUAUGAAAACACUUGAAGGCAUUUUAAUACUCUGUAUUUUGAAAAUUGGUUACAAAUGAGUCUUCUAGAGCUGUAACGUGCUUAGAAAUCCCAGUUCAGUAAUACAGGUUUGUCCUGCUUGAAUGUGCUUGAACACUUUUGUUUAUUGUUAAUUUAAUACAAAGUAGAAGUUAGGUUUCUUCAUUUGUUCUACAGUGGUUCAUGAUACA
This is a messenger RNA of Haliaeetus leucocephalus (bald eagle), 5016 nucleotides long. It is a transcript of the gene C2CD2, whose product is annotated as C2 calcium-dependent domain containing 2. The transcript has 14 exons. The record is from RefSeq and is a predicted model, not a curated record. Lineage: Eukaryota; Metazoa; Chordata; Aves; Accipitriformes; Accipitridae. Bases 1223 to 3067 code for a protein of 614 amino acids.